UCGGAAGUGUUUUUAAAGCAGGCCAGAAGUCCAAUCACGACCAUAUUCUUCCUGUGAUAUUUUCUCUCUCCAUUUUCCAACAGUCCAACUUCCUCUAUGGAGGCCCCACCACUCUCCACCACUCCCCCAAUUCCCUCCACCACCCCCCAAAAGCCGGCGGCCUACACGGACUCCGGCCAUGCUGACCCCCCGCCGCCGAAGCUUCGCCUGAUGUGCAGUUACGGUGGCCACAUCGUCCCCCGCCCCCACGACAAGGCCCUCAGCUACGUCGGCGGCGAUACUCGCAUCGUCGUUGUCGACCGCGACGCCACCCUCUCCGACCUCCACCGCCGCCUCUCCAGGAGCCUCCUCCGCGAUCAGCCUUUCUCGCUCAAGUACCAGCUCCCCAGCGAGGAAUUGGAUUCCUUGAUCUCGGUCUCCACGGAUGAGGAUCUCGAGAACAUGGUGGAGGAGUACGACCGCCUGAACAGUGCCUCCGCCGCCGACGUCUCCAAGCCCUGCCGCCUCCGCCUCUUCCUGUUCCCCAAAUCACAGUCGAGCGUCGAGCGGAUUCUCGCCGAGACCGCGUCUGCUAAAUCGGAGGAGUGGUUUUUCAGCGCCUUGAACGGGAAAUCGGGAGCUCAUUCAGCUGCCGCCAGCGAUCGUGGAUUUUCCGACUCGUCGUCGGUUAAUUGCCUGCUUGGAUUGGACGAUGAUUUAAUGGGGAAGGCCGCGGUUGUGGAGAGCGGCGGUGGCGCCGGAUUUGAGGAUUUGAAGGCUGGCGUCAAUGGAAACGAGAAUCCUAAUAGCAAUAAUCAUGUAAUUAAUCAGGAUGUGCAGUCGGUCCCCAAUUCCCCCAUGCUGGGAACGUCGUCGUCCUUCGGGUCUACUUCCAGUUCCCCUUCCGUCGCUAAUUUGCCGCCGAUUAAGGUGCACGCCGAUGACAACCCCAAGGUUGGAGGGACAGGAAUCGAGGAGCAAUUUCAGCAGAUGAGCGUUGGAGUUGUUAAUUUGCCACCGCCGUUGAAGCAGGAGGAGGCCGGGAUAUAUACGACCGCCGGCGUUGCAGCCGGAACGGUGGUUCAGGGGAUACCGGUGGCGGUUGGCGGUGAGUAUGCUAAUCGGGUUAUCGCCGAAGAUGAGGGAUCGGAUCAUGGCGGGUACGGGAAGGUACAACAGAUACAGCCGCAGGUACAAGAUCAAUUGCAACCCCACCAGAUCCUUCAAUUUCAGCAGAAACAAACCAGGACGUUCGAUUUGCCGUCUCCAGAUUCAGUUUCCAGUGAGGCAAGUGUAACAAAUUCAUUGCCCAGGCAAAGACAAGCUAUUAUUUAUCAAGAACCAUUCACCCAAAUCCAAGCUACCAACACCAAAAUUUCAACUAAUCAAUUAGAAAACAAAACCUUGGAUCAAAAUAACACCCAAUCCAAAACACAACCUCUAGCUCAAGAACAGGUUUACGUGCUACCCGGUAAUGUAGUGCCGAUUUCUUCAUAUUACCCUAUUUACCCUCCCCAGCUCCAAAACCAGCAUCAUUACCACCCGGUUUAUUUCGUGCCGAAUCAAAUGCCUUACAAUCAGUCGAGAAGUGUUCCUUCUUCCACUGGGCCAAAACUAGUGAAUUCUGGCUCAGAACAGUUUGUCGGGCUCAGUCCAAUUUAUCAACCUCCCUCAGGCCAGAAUACUGCUUACGGUUAUGAAUUUGCGAACCAGAAAAAUGUGCCUGUGUACUACAAGCCUCUGCUACCUCAGAUGGCGGCUCAGUACCAGAAGCUGGUUGUACCUGAUGCAUCGCGAGAGGCACAGCCAUGAUGAUGGCUUUUGGUGGUAUUGGGUUCACAAUUUUGUGUUUUAGAAGUUUAUAUAUAUAUUAAUUACAGUGUGUGUUUGAUAUGAUCGUUUGAUAUACUUGUUUGGUUAGUGAUGUGUUGCUGAGAUAGAUAGGUGAUGAGAUACUCUGCUCUUUUCAUGUUAUUUCGCUGCUUGUCUUAGUUAAAAAUGGUUUGAUACUAUAUUGUAAAAGUUUAAUCUCGUGCGGUACAGUCAGUUUAUAUAUAUAUACAUGGUGUAAAUAGUAAAUAUUUUUACUUGAUAAUUUUGGUAUAUUCUUUAAAAUUGUAAUUUUUUUUUUAAACUUUGAGCUAUGGACUAUGGUGUUGAAGUGUACAGAUGGGGUUUGUGGAUUUUGACUUUUUCGUGAAUAUGAUUUAAUAAAGGAUUUUCACAUAUUGUUUUCUAAAAUAUUUCGCGUAAAAU
Messenger RNA from Striga asiatica, 2235 nucleotides. Lineage: Eukaryota; Viridiplantae; Streptophyta; Magnoliopsida; Lamiales; Orobanchaceae. The record is from the annotation of a GenBank genome assembly.